Messenger RNA from Marchantia polymorpha subsp. ruderalis, 1649 nucleotides. NCBI's taxonomy places the organism in Eukaryota, Viridiplantae, Streptophyta, Marchantiopsida, Marchantiales, Marchantiaceae. The record is from the annotation of a GenBank genome assembly.
GGGCUCGGCACUCGAGGGGAAGCAACUCAAGUAUUGCAGAAACAUCCACCGAUCGAGGACGAGGACAUAGACGAAGACGAAGACUGGACUGUGGAAGUUGAGGGGCUGCAUUGGGCUUCGAUCGUGGGAGUGGCAAGCAUGGGAUCCAGGAAGGUGCACUUCCUGGCCUUGUGCCUGACGGCGAUGGCACUCGUCAGCGUCGUGUCUGGGUACGCUUAUCAACAGCCCAAGAAACCUGUGUACCGGGCCAAGAAAUGCCAGCCAGCAGCUCACUUCGGCGCAGCGUGUGGCCUAUUCGUGAAGAAGACUUACUACUACGGCAGCUGGGCACCGUACCCGAAGUACCACUCGCUCUGCUGCGCACUCAUGCGCAAGGAAUCCACCACCUGCCUGUGCAACGCUGCCAAAUCGAAGUUCAAGUUCUCCGUCGAUCUGAAAAAGGUGCAGCAAGUCGCCAGAAAGUGUGGCAAGAAGCAGGCGGUCAAGUGCCAAGCUCGUAAACCGUAUUACUACAAAUCUCCGCCUCCUCCCAAGUACUACUACAAGUCGCCUCCUCCUCCCAAGUACAUGUACAAGUCCCCACCACCACCUGCAUACUACUACAAGUCCCCACCCCCACCAGCGUACAAGUAUAAGUCUCCUCCCCCACCAGCGUAUAAGUACAAGUCUCCCCCAUCUCCAGCGUACAAGUACAGUUCUCCUCCACCACCAGCAUACAAGUACAAGUCUCCACCACCACCAGCAUACAAAUACAGUUCUCCCCCACCACCGGCGUACAAGUACAGUUCUCCACCACCACCGGCGUACAAGUACAGUUCUCCCCCACCACCGGCGUACAAGUACAGUUCUCCCCCACCACCGGCGUACAAGUAUAGUUCUCCACCACCACCGGCGUACAAAUACAGUUCUCCCCCACCACCGGCUUACAAGUACAGCUCCCCUCCUCCACCCCCAUACGUAUACAACUCACCUCCACCUCCAGCAUACGUAUACAACUCACCUCCACCUCCAGCAUACGUAUACAGCUCCCCGCCACCGCCUGCAUACGUAUACAGUUCUCCUCCACCGCCCGCGUUCGAGAAUACCUCUCCUCCAUCGGAAGGGUACUAGGAGGAGUUCGGGUUUCAGAAACCGGCUGCGCUUUGAAAUAGUCGGAAAGGAGCUCUAAUCCCCGGAUGAUGAUCGGGACUAUUGUAUGAAUCUUCAGUCCGUAGAGAUGUCUUUUCGGAUUAGUUACGUCGCAUUUAUUCAUUAUUAUAACGAUGGCUUACAAAUGUAUGCCAUAUUAGAUUCACCGAUUUUUUUGUGUAAGACUUCAAUCUUAGAUGGAGGUUCAACAGAUCGUUGCCUCCGGUAUUCCUCGUGCGAGAGUGAUCAAAUGUCAUUCCGUAUCGCGGACUGUCAAACUCAAUAAAGGUUCGAUUUCAUUAGCGGAGACACGAAUUUGUUUACUGCUCUCUGGAGUGUAGAGGAAUGUGCGUCAGUAGUGAAGGUCGCAGGUUUGCGGUGUUUGUCAGUUCAGGUCUUAGCUAGCUGGAACGUAUCACGUCCCUUUCUCCGAAUAAGUUGAACUGUCUUUCGGAAAUUUGUAUCAUUCCCUACUGUUGAUCAAUGACUGCAACUGCAAUACGCAGCACGAGGCAAUUUCA